Messenger RNA from Schistocerca americana (American grasshopper), 1764 nucleotides. RefSeq names its product piggyBac transposable element-derived protein 4-like. Bases 1 to 1764 code for a protein of 587 amino acids. Lineage: Eukaryota; Metazoa; Arthropoda; Insecta; Orthoptera; Acrididae. The record is from RefSeq and is a predicted model, not a curated record. The transcript has 2 exons.
AUGGGGGACAGUUUGACUGAAGAGGAAAUUCGGAGGCUGCUGGAAGAAUCUGGAUCUGAAAUUGACGAUGAUGGAUUUCAAACUGAAAAUAGUUCUUCUGAAAUAGAUGGUAACAACGAGUGGUCCGAAAAUGAAAAUGAGCCAUCAGACGUAUUAGAAGAGUGUGAAGCUCCCAUUCAAAAAGGCAGAGGCAGAAUACAACAACAGCAGUCCCAAAACAACGUUGUUGAAUGGGUAAAUGACGAUGUCCUACAACAAUUACCGCUCUUUGAAGACGUAAGUAAUGUCUUGGCACCUUUGAGCGCCGAAAGCACUGAAUUUGACUGUUGGAGCGUCUUUAUUGACGCAAAUGUCAUCAAAAAUAUAAAGACAGAAACAAACCGCUACGCUGCAGCAACAAUUUCCAAAUUGCGGAUGCAAAAUAAAAUAACUUCCAGGUCGCUUUGGGCCAAUUGGUCUGCUGUGAAGCUACAUGAGAUGUAUCAGUUUUUUGCUAUAAUUAUUCACAUGUGCCUUGUACACAAACCAAAUAUUACGGACUAUUGGAGCAAUGACCUAAUGCUAGAUUCCUCCUUACCUGCAAAAAUCAUGAAAAGAGACAGAUUUAGGUCAAUUUACUUUAUGCUUCACGUAAAUAACAACGACAAUUAUGUACGAAGGGGUCAACCAAACCAUGAUCCUAUACACAAAAUCCGACCUUUUUUUGAUAACUUUGUACUGAAAAGCAAGAACAGUUUUUCUCCUGGCGAGAAUCUCACAGUUGAUGAAGGUUUAUGUCCAUUCAGAGGGAGAAUUCGAUUUCGAGUAUAUAUCAAGAACAAACCGAGCAGGUAUGGUAUAAAAUUUUUCAUUCUAAGUGAUUCAGCAACAGGAUAUGUUUUGAACUGUGAAGUGUACACCGGUGCAGGUGAAAAAGACAACAGUGCAGAUUCAGUGGUGCUACGUUUGUGCAACAGUUAUCUACGUAAGGGUCAUACAUUGUACAUGGACCGCUUUUAUACUUCUGUAAAAUUAUUUGAAAAGUUGUUUGAUGAGGGCACAUCUGCUGUUGGCACAGUAAUGAGAAACAGAAGAGGCCUACCACAGGAAUUCAAACAGAAUAAACUAAGAAGAGGUGAAAUCGUAUUCAAGAGAAAAAAUUCCGUGCUAGCACUUCACUGGAAAGAUUCUAGGGAUGUGUUUGCCCUUUCUACCAAACAUAGAAUGACAAGUAGUGUUACUAAGACAAAAUCCAAGGCUGGAAUGGUAGAAAAACUGAAGCCUGAUCUCAUACUUGAUUAUAAUAAAAAUAAAACUGGUGUUGAUCAUGGAGAUCAGCUGAUGACCUACUAUUAUUUUCAACGACGAACAAUGAAAUGGUGGAAAAAGGUAUUUUUUCAUGUAUUUAUGAUGUGCGUGGUCAAUUCUUACAUUCUGUACAAGAAACUUCGGCCUGUCUCUCACAAACGAACCAGCUUGUUUACUUUUAUGGUGAACCUGGGAAAACAAAUACUGGAGAAAUCCGGCGAAGUUUUCAAUGAAAAUGAAAAGCAGGGUUCAGCAGCAAACAGGCUAACAGCAAGGCAUUUCCCCACUCACGUCCCAUCGACAACAAGCAAGAAAUAUGCAUCAAGAUAUUGCAUUGUUUGCUCUGAGAAGGGCGCACGGAGUACUGGCAAACGAGUGAGAAGGGAGACGAGAUGGUGGUGUGAAGAAUGUAAUGUAGGAUUGUGUCUACCUGACUGUUUCAAGCAAUAUCACACAAAGACAAAUUUUACUCAAUGA